AUGAAUUGUCAAGUUAAUGGCUCGGAGGAAAACACGAGUACUUUGUGUGGGUCCAAUACUAAGACCAUCAGAGAUGUAUCCGGCAUUGUUGCUAGGGAAAAUAGUAAAAUGUCAAAUGAAGUCAUGAUUAACAUCAAUUACGGGGAAGAAAGCUCUAUGAUUGGUAGUGGUAAUGGUAAUAAUGAUAAUGUUCCUGAAAUGAAGGUGCAAGAACAACACGCUAAGGCAGAUAGUUCCUUUCUUCAUUCAGUUAUCAACAUGUCCGGAACUCUGAUAGGUCUUGGACAACUAUCGACACCCUACGCAGUACAAAAUGGUGGAUGGGCUUCGGCUUUCCUUCUCAUAGGAUUCGGAAUACUAUGUGCAUAUACUUCACAUCUAUUAGCAGAAUGUCUCAAAAAUAAUGCCAAGUUAAGAAACUAUCUAGACAUUGCACAGUUUUCUUUCGGGAAGAAAGGAAGGGUUAUGGUUUCAAUCUUCAUGUACAUGGAAAUCUUUAUGUCCCUAGUCUCAUUCACGAUUUCGCUUCACAAUAACUUGGGUCAAGUAUUUCUUGGAGCUAAACUCCUCAAUUUGUCAUGGAUUAAUACAGCUCAAGCUCUGACAGUAAUUGCAAUUAUAUUAGUAUUACCCACAGUAUGGCUGAGAGAUCUUUCGAAGAUAUCAUUUCUUUCUGUGGCGGGUAUUCUCAUGUCGCUUGUAAUUUUUGUCACAAUAGGAUGUACGGCCGCAUUUGGUGGUAUUAAAACUAACCAAUCUAUACCAGUGCUUCAACUCAACAAAAUUCCUGCAGUAUCUGGUUUAUAUAUUUACAGUUUUGCUGCUCAUGUCCUCUUUCCUGAUAUUUACAAAUCGAUGAGAGACCCUUCUCAGUUCUCUAAGGUAUCCAUUGCGAGCUUUGGCCUGGUUACAGUCUUCUAUACGGGAUUGGGGUUCAUGGGGGCGAAGUUAUUUGGUUCUGGAGUGAGCUCACAAGUUACCCUCAGCAUGCCGAGACAUCUCAUUAUUACAAAGAUAGCAUUGUGGGCUGUCGUCUUAACGUCAUUGACAAAAUAUGCAUUUCAACUCGUUCCAGUAGCAUCCGUAGUUGAAUGCAAACUUCCUUCUUCGAUGAGUUCAAAAAUGAGAAAGUUCAUUAGGGGUACUGUAGGAUCCUUACUGCUAAUAUUUGUUCUAAUUUUAGCUCUCACGGUUCCUUACUUUGAAAACGUUCUCGGCUUAACCGGUUCACUUGUUAGUAUCAGUGUCGCAAUCAUAUAUCCUUGUGCGUUUUACAUUAAGAUCUUUAGGCCUCAGUUAUCAAAGCUAGGUCUAGCAUUCAAUGUAUUUUUCAUUAUCUUUGGUCUAUUUUUGGGGAUUAUAGGUACCAUUACAUCCUCAAAAUCACUUGUUCAAAACGUUGGAAGACAAUGGUAA
Messenger RNA from Papaver somniferum (opium poppy), 1416 nucleotides. RefSeq names its product amino acid transporter AVT1H-like. The coding region runs from base 1 to 1416 and encodes 471 amino acids. Gene Ontology annotation, cellular component: plasma membrane. Lineage: Eukaryota; Viridiplantae; Streptophyta; Magnoliopsida; Ranunculales; Papaveraceae. The record is from RefSeq and is a predicted model, not a curated record. The transcript has 3 exons.